AGGGUUCAAAGAAGAACUUGAAGGUCACGCAAAUGGUGUUUCUUCACUGGAAUUUCAGGUUGUGCAAGAUGCAGAUCGACUUGAUGCAAUUGGUGCCAUAGGAAUUGCAAGAUGUUUUACAUUUGGUGGAAGUAGGCAUAGAGUUCUUCAUGAUCCCAAAAUCCUUCCCAGGUCAGAUCUUUCCAAGGAAAACUACAUGAACAAAGAUGAGCAAACAACUAUUAACCAUUUUCAUGAGAAGCUUCUCAAGUUGAAGGACUUGAUGAAAACUCAGGCUGGGAAGAGGAGGGCUGAAAGAAGGCACAAAGUUAUGGAAGAUUUUCUUAAAGAGUUCUAUGAAGAGUGGGAUGGCAAUGCUUGAACAGAUCCUUGGUUUUGAAUGUGUAUAACUUUUG
Cuscuta europaea is the source of this 395-nucleotide messenger RNA. The record is from the annotation of a GenBank genome assembly. Lineage: Eukaryota; Viridiplantae; Streptophyta; Magnoliopsida; Solanales; Convolvulaceae.